GAAAUAGCCAUCAGCUAUUUCGAACGCGAAUGCCACACUGAAAACGUGUGCGUGUUGCACUGAAAAACAACCGAAAUCGGCGAAAAAUUUUCGCAACGGAAAAGUGUUUUUCCAUACAAGUGUUGUAGUGUGUGUUUUUCAGUGCUUUUUUGAGCAUUUUUCAGGCUCUUAACCCUCAAAAAUCCCUAAACCCGCUCUAGUAGUGUGAUAGUGCAACGUAGAGAUCAAAAAUAGGGAAUCAUGGUAUUCACAAAAGCCAUGCCAUCGGGCAACGACAACGAAGCGAGCGGUUCGAACCCCGCCGCCCGUAAAACUUUUCGACCCCCGUGGGUAAAAGACGGCCCUAACCCCCUACCAGUACCCCCAGCCCCCUGGACUCUCAAAAACACCCGUCGCGACAGCACGAAAGAAACACCCAGUGAAAACCCCUUAGCUGGAGUCCAGCUACGCAAAACCUCAGUCACUACUAAAGAACCGCAAGAAAACGGUAAAGAAAACACUUUCAAAAGGCCACAAUUGCGUCCAGUGCCACCAAAAGAAGAAACAAAACCACAGAAAGAGACUCUACCACCAGUCAAACUAAACAGUGUGAGUGAAAGACAAAAGAACGAAGCCAGAAAACCUCUACAAAAAUCACCUUCAAGAGAUGAGGAAAUAGAUCGAGCUACACCAGUUGCAAGAAACGCUUUAGUGAGAGAACAGAGCAUGAGGAAGCUUUCGCAGACACCUGCACCGCCCCCUAUGCCGCCUCCAGCCCCCGCCAUGCCCGGAGCUAAGAAUCUCACCGCCAAGCAGAAGGAACAACUCGAACAAUUGAAAUCACGACCAAAAGUACGACCUGACUGGACCGCCAUGUUGAAAGAAAUCGAAAGUAACAAAAAAUUGAAACAUGUGGAGUGUAACGAUCGGUCACAGCCUCUCCUACCCAAAACCAAAGCAACCGAACAUUUUGUUUUCGAAAGCGAGAAAGAUAACGUCCAUAAUGAACUUCUGAAACAAAUCCAAGAUGGUAUCCGUUUGAAAAAAGUCAAGACGAAUGAUAGAAGUAAACCAAUGUUGGAGGGUUUGAGGAAAUUUAGAAGACAGAUGACCAUAGAAGAACAGAUUCAGAAGUCGGUUUCAAUGGCUAGUAUGCCACCAGAAGAAAUAGAAGAUGAGGUUGACGAAAUGGACGACAUUGAUAAAGUCCGUGAUGAUUUACAAAGUACGAAACAAAUGCUAGCUCUAGAAUUACGAAAUAAGGAAGCCCAAAUUCGCGAAAAUAAACGAUUACUUGCCCGAAUUCAAAAUCUAGAGGCCGAAUUGGAGAAAGAAAGAAAUCGCGAUAAAUCCACAAACACCAGUGAUAAGUCCAGCGAUGAAAAACUAAUCCAAUCGCUGAGAAAAGAAUCAGAACAAGCGCGAAAAACCUCCGAAGAAGUCGAGAAGAAAUUUGCUGAAGCGACUGAACAAUUAGACAAUACUCGAUUCCAGUUAGAAGAACAGAAGAGACAAAAUCAAUUAUUGGAGAAGAAGUUACAAGAAGCAUUACAAGGCAAGAGAACGUCAAUUAGCAAAGAUAUGGUCAAUGGUGAAGAAAGCGAAGACGAAUGUUUCGCAGACGAAGAAAGCGAAGAAAGUGACGGUGAAGAUACAGAAGAAAAACGUGAGAAACGUGCACAACGCGAAUUGAAAACACUAAGGAACAAAUUACGUAAUUUCAAAAACAAGGAAGACAACGCGAAGAAAGAACGAGUCGCUUUGAGGGAAAUUAUGAAGAAGCACCAAGUCGCAAUCAAGGAAGAAAAGAAGAAGUACAAAGCCUUGCAGAAAGAAGUGGACAAAAUGGCCGCUUUGAUGAAAGACGUCAGUGACGACGAAGAAGAGGAAGAAGAAGAGAGUGAAGAGGAGGUGGAAGAAGAGGAAGAAAGCAGCGAAGAGUCCGAGACAGAAGAAAGCGAGGAUGAGAGUGACUCCGAACGCAGUCAAAGCGAGCCUGAAGAUGCCCCAAUUGAGAAGAAACGCGAAAAUCUCUCAGUGAGGGUGAACCGACACGAGAAAAUUCUCGCCGCCCUCAAAAAAGGAAACCUCAUGAUGAAAACAAACGCAGAACGGCUUCAGGAUGAUUUGAAUAAACAGAAGGAGUUGACGGCGGGGUUGCAGGAGGACCUGGAUUCGGUCCUGGCGGAACUGGGGUAAAAGGGGCGAAGCCGGCCCUGGGAAAGGGUGACGAUGUUUUUAACGUGCUUAGUGUAGGCGAAAUUGAAAUUUUUAUAUUAUUUAUGAACGAUGUACUACUCGUUGUGAGAAUAAAGUGUGAUCGCUUAAAGUAA
Messenger RNA from Tribolium madens (black flour beetle), 2312 nucleotides. RefSeq names its product eukaryotic translation initiation factor 5B (gene sals). Bases 241 to 2178 code for a protein of 645 amino acids. The record is from RefSeq and is a predicted model, not a curated record. The transcript is spliced from 8 exons. Lineage: Eukaryota; Metazoa; Arthropoda; Insecta; Coleoptera; Tenebrionidae. Gene Ontology annotation, molecular function: actin binding.